AUGGAUAACGCUAUUAGAGGGCAGUGUUUGUGCGGUCAGUGCACAUGCCACCCACCCGGAGAUAAACGCGUACAUGGCAAGAACUGUGAGUGUGACGACAGGCAGUGUGAGGACCUGAACAGAGAUAUCUGUGGAGGCCACGGCUUCUGCUCGUGUGGCCGCUGUAUCUGCAGUGAUAGAUGGUUUGGGAAGCACUGCCAGUUCCCCCGCAGCUGUGACAUGACGGACGAGCAGAGCAAGAGCCUGUGUGAGAUGGCCGACGGCGUCAUAUGCUCUGGAAAAGGCUCUUGUCACUGUGGUCGCUGUAUCUGCUCACCACAGGAGUGGUACAUUUCAGGGGAAUUCUGCGAGUGUGAUGACAGGGAGUGCGACAAACAUGAUGGGCUGGUUUGCACAGGGAACGGUGUGUGCAACUGCGGAAAUUGUGACUGCUGGGAUGGCUGGACAGGAAACGCCUGUGAAAUCUGGGUUGGAGAGAGGUAUUAACCCCUGGUAGACACUUGAUUUUGUUGUCAAUCAAGACAAGAAAAGGGCGGCUGCACCAACAGCGAACAAGGAUUUUAAAUUGAUUUUAGAGAUCUGUGCAAUAUAACCGCAUUCAAAUUUUCUUAAUUAAAGCAAUGUGGUUUCAGUUCCAUUAUAUGCACAUAAAACAGCUGUGGGAGACG
Molecule: messenger RNA, 668 nt
Organism: Sinocyclocheilus anshuiensis
Lineage: Eukaryota; Metazoa; Chordata; Actinopteri; Cypriniformes; Cyprinidae
Product: integrin beta-like protein 1
Exons: 5
Coding region: 1-486 (161 amino acids)
Biological process (GO): cell migration; cell-matrix adhesion; cell adhesion mediated by integrin
Cellular component (GO): integrin complex; focal adhesion; cell surface
Molecular function (GO): integrin binding
Source: RefSeq, a predicted model, not a curated record